AUGGGCGGCCUCUUUCAGCACGAGGAAACAGGACACGAGGAUAGAAACAGGAAGUUAGAAACACAAAAGUUGAAACAGCCACGCCUCGCCCAGGCCACGCCUCGCCCAGGCCACGCCUCGCCCAGGUCACGCCUCGCCCAGGCCACGCCUCGUCCAGACCACGCCUCGCCCAGGCCACGCCUCGUCCAGGCCACGCCUCGCCCAGGCCACGCCUCGCCCAGGUCACGCCUCGCCCAGGCCACGCCUCGUCCAGACCACGCCUCGCCCAGGCCACGCCUCGCCCAGACCACGCCUCGUCCAGACCACGCCUCGCCCAGGCCACGCCUCGCCCAGGCCACGCCUCGUCCAGACCACGCCUCGUCCAGGCCACGCCUCGUCCAGAUCACGCCUCGUCCAGGCCACGCCUCGUCCAGGCCACGCCUCGGCCAGGCCACGCCUCGCCCAGGCCAGGCCUCGCCCAGACCACGCCUCACCUCGCCCAGGUCACGCCUCGCCCAGGCCACGCCUCGGCCAGGCCACGCCUCGCCCAAGCCACGCCUCGCCCAGGCCACGCCUCGGCCAGGCCACGCCUCGCCCAAGCCACGCCUCGGCCAGGCCACGCCUCGGCCAGGCCACGCCUAG
Messenger RNA from Procambarus clarkii (red swamp crayfish), 621 nucleotides. The record is from RefSeq and is a predicted model, not a curated record. NCBI's taxonomy places the organism in Eukaryota, Metazoa, Arthropoda, Malacostraca, Decapoda, Cambaridae.